AAUGAGCGAAGAGAACGUCAGACGACAACGUGGCUAUGAGUCGAAGCACGUCUCACAGCUAGCGACAAUGGGAAAAGAACAAUGCAGAUGAAUGCUUGCUGGAUGCGUCACCUUAGAGGCGCGCAUUGCGGCUUGCCAGGGGUACGCAACGGCAGGCAACACUUAUGUGACGAAGAUAAUGGCUCAUCCGCCGAGGUACUCGAGUGCACGCAUGAAAGCUCCAACACGGACAUGGAAUGACAUUAGAGAUGAGUCCGACAAGGGCGGAAUUACGGGCGUUGUCGACGGAGAGACGCCUGUAACCAAACGUGUCGUCUGCCCAGAGUCGGAUUCGGAGCUAGAGAAAGAGCCGCUGAGAAGUCACGGCUCGAUCAUGCCACUUCGCUGGGUGAUGAACAAUAAGCUGUCGCUGUCAUAGGGGCAUAAUUGG
Baudoinia panamericana UAMH 10762 is the source of this 430-nucleotide messenger RNA. RefSeq lists its product as uncharacterized. Lineage: Eukaryota; Fungi; Ascomycota; Dothideomycetes; Mycosphaerellales; Teratosphaeriaceae. The record is from RefSeq and is a predicted model, not a curated record. Bases 179 to 418 code for a protein of 79 amino acids. The transcript has 2 exons.